CCAGGCGCUAUAACGUUUUGAAGGUCGCUGAUCAUGUGUGUUUGAGAUGGAUUUUAGUAAUUUGCACUGCUUUGUGGGAAAGGGUAUGAUUUCUACUGCAUCCUCUGCCACCAUAAAUACAAAUACCAGUGAACGAGAUUGUAAAAUUGGUCAGCUGCAAUAUCAGCAACAACAGUUGCUCCGUCAAAGUACUCCUUACAAUUUCAGUUCUUGGGAUUGGAAUGCUGUGAAUAUCAUGAAUAAUAAUAAUAAUAAUAAUAAUAAUAAUAAUAAUAAUAAUAAUAAUAAUAAUAAUAAUAAUAAUAAUAACAAUAAUAAUAAUAAUAACAAUAAUAAUAAUAUUGUUAACGGGACUCAACAACCAAUUUGCAAACCUUUGUUUCCUGAAAAUGACGUCAUGAAGAUGAUCAAUUUUAUAAAACAGGAAAAUUAUGCUCCUACAAUGAUUAAUUCAGCCAGCUUCAGUCAUGAAAAUAAUAAUAAACAAGGGUUUGUACGGGAAACUCAACCGUCAUUGAAUAAAUUAAUUGAAAUGGGCUAUCCAAAUCAGCAUUGCCCUUAUCCUUUAGAUCAUUUACAUUCACAAUUUCAAUUCAAUCAAAGUAGAUGCUCAUCAACUACAACACGAUAUAAAGAACCAACUGUUCGUAAUGAAGAAAAUCCUGUUUAUUCUGAAGCUGAUAAUAAAUCAAGCAUUCAAGAGGAUCCAUCAUCAAUGGAUAAGAACAACAAUUGUAAAAGCGAAAAGUUCGCAUGUGAACAUUGUGAAAAGAAAUUCAAGACAAAGUCUUAUUUGAAUGAACAUGUGAAAGUUAUUCAUGAAGGUAUUUUAAUUCAAUGUGAUGAAUGUGGCGAUGGAUUCAAGUCUACUAGUUCACUUAAAAAUCAUAUAAAUUUAGUGCACAAAGGUUUGGGAUUUCAAUGUCAUUAUUGUAAUAAAGUGUUUACACAGAGACAUACCUUAAUAAUACAUGAAGAAUGUGUUCAUAAAGGUAUCAAAAUAUCAUGUAAUCAUUGUAGCAAAAAAUUUGCAUCUCGAUGGUAUUUAAAAGAACACAUCACAAUCGUCCAUGAAGGUAAUUUACUAAAAUGUGAACUUUGUGGUCGGUCAUUCAAUUCACAUUGUGCAUUACGUUAUCAUUCUAAUAUUGUUCAUAAAGAUCAUAAAUUCCAAUGUCCACAUUGUCCCAAGACUUUUCGUUUGAAAAAAUACUUAGAAGGUCAUGUAAAACGAGUUCAUGCUAAUUUGGGUAAAGGAAAUACGCAAACAGUUUAA
Schistosoma intercalatum is the source of this 1276-nucleotide messenger RNA. The record is from the annotation of a GenBank genome assembly. NCBI's taxonomy places the organism in Eukaryota, Metazoa, Platyhelminthes, Trematoda, Strigeidida, Schistosomatidae.